Messenger RNA from Populus nigra (black poplar), 1233 nucleotides. Its product is annotated as transcription factor LAF1-like. The record is from RefSeq and is a predicted model, not a curated record. NCBI's taxonomy places the organism in Eukaryota, Viridiplantae, Streptophyta, Magnoliopsida, Malpighiales, Salicaceae. The transcript has 3 exons. Bases 86 to 967 code for a protein of 293 amino acids.
ACAAAGUCUCUUGCUCUCUCUCUCUCUUGCGCACAAGUCAUCGACUGAUACUUCUGAUCAGUCUUCCUUCCCGUCCUGUGGCAAAAUGGGGUGCAAGUCAUCUGACAAGCCAAAGCUAAAGCCAAAGCACAGGAAAGGCUUGUGGUCACCUGAAGAAGAUCAAAGGCUCAGAAACUAUGUCCUUAAACAUGGCCAUGGAUGUUGGAGCUCUGUCCCCAUUAAUGCUGGCUUGCAGAGGAAUGGGAAGAGCUGCAGACUAAGAUGGAUUAAUUACUUGAGACCAGGAUUAAAAAGAGGGAUGUUUUCUGCACAAGAAGAGGAGACAAUCCUGGCCCUUCAUCACAUGUUAGGCAACAAGUGGUCUCAGAUAGCACAGCAUUUGCCUGGAAGAACGGAUAAUGAGAUAAAGAAUCAUUGGCAUUCCUAUUUGAAGAAAAAUUUGCUCAAAGACGAAGGGAUGGAGUCUUUGAAAAGAACAAAAUCUGACAGCUCAAACUCAGACAUUAUGGAACUUUCACCAUCUCCCAAGAGACUCAAAAUGCAAGCUUCAAGUUUUGAGUCAUCAAUGAGUGCAGAAAAACCAUCAGCUGAUAUCAACCGGUCAGUUCCGCAGAUGUUUGAGUCUCCUAACAAACCUAAAGGAAGCUCCUUAUUACCAAAGGUUAUGUUUGCAGAGUGGCUUUCACUUGAAAGCUUCGCGAGUUUAGGUGAGCCUAUGGAUUCAAAGAGUACACUUGAUCAUAAUACAAUCUUCCAAGACAAUUUCUUGCAUGAUUACUUACUGGAUGAAAGAGCAUUUGGUGGUGAGUAUCAUAAUUCACUAAGCGAUGGUUCGAGCGGCGACAUUUUUAGUUCGGAAUUCAAGUUUGAGAGCCAGAGUCCAGGGAAUGAGUUUGAUUUUAGCUCUGCAGAGGAUUUAUGUAGUGACUUCAACUUGAGCAACAUUAGUGAUGUGAUGUACAUAUGAGGGCUUGGUUUCCAAAAGCAACUACGAGGAAGAAUAAUUUCCGAUCAUACAACAACAGGAAAAAAAAAAAAAAAAGAUUGACUCUCAAAUAAAAGGGCCUGCCGAAAAAAAAAAUCGUAGCUAACUAGGCCCGUUUCAGUUCUUUUCACAAAACCAGGUGUAUAGGUGAUGAAAUAGGCUUUAGUAAUCAGUUGAGUUUGUGGUUAUUCUUCCGUGUAGUUGCUUUCGGAGACAUAUAAGAAUAAAGAAUCUGUCAAUUUCUUGUC